This is a messenger RNA of Antrostomus carolinensis (chuck-will's-widow), 663 nucleotides long. Its product is annotated as solute carrier family 35 member F4-like. NCBI's taxonomy places the organism in Eukaryota, Metazoa, Chordata, Aves, Caprimulgiformes, Caprimulgidae. The annotation marks the transcript as partial. The record is from RefSeq and is a predicted model, not a curated record. The transcript has 3 exons.
CAAGAGUCUCAAGGAUCAUUCUGGAGGAUGGAAAGAGGAAGCUCUCCUCUGGAAAAGCUCUCAGCACUGACCCUGGGAGGCAGUGGUUCCUCAGCCUUCCUUUCUACCCUAAGGGAGAAUGGUGACCUCUCCUUUUGCUUGAUUCAGUGUCAGUGCUCAGGAAGGGGCCCACGUGCCUCACGAUCAUCUGUCAUCCAAUGCAAGCCAGGAGGCAACUGCCCCAGCAGACACAGAGGCAUGACUAGGCAGCUCUCCCCUCUAUCUGUUGCUGAAGAUUCUGCUGCUCCCAUUCUUGAGCUGCAGAAUCGAAGUCCCUCAGGAAUCUGUCGGCACAGCAGAGUCGAGAGGCAGAGCAGAUCAGGAGAAGAAGGAACACAAACACACACAGAGAGCAGCAGCCAAGAAGCUGAAGGACAGACACGAUGUCAGUCUUGCACAUCCACAUUUCUCAAGCUUAUCUGGAGAUUUCUGAUCAUUUUGUCCGUCUCUUCCUCCUGGGUCGGGACCACGCAGUUUGUCAAAAUCACGUAUGAGACCUUUGACUGUCCUUUUUUCAUGACUUGGUUCUCAACAAAUUGGAACAUUAUGGUUUUUCCCAUUUAUUAUUCUGGGCAUCUUGCAACUGCACAGGAAAAACAGUCUCCAAUCAAAAAAUUCAGGUAG